AUGGAAGAGUCAGACGUGGAGCAGGCAUCACUGGCCCUGAUGGACUCAGCCAAUGACAGGGACCCCGUGGUCCGGGAGCAAGUCAGGAAGUCCCUGCAGACACUGGGAAAGCGGAGGGCUGACAAGAUCCUGUCCAUGUGCCGGAACUACCUGGUCAAGCACCCAAAGCUGUCAGUUGGACAUCGAGUGGUUAUACUGCAAACCAUUGAGCUGGUGGUUAAGAGCAAGAUUGAUGAGAUAAGCUACCAAAAAGUCAAAGGUAUCAUUUCACUGGCUUCAGAUGAAAUGACAAGAUCAAAGGAAGUAGUACCUGAUUGGCAGCAGGCAGCCAGCAAUAUUUUGGUUGCUGUUGGCAACAAGCACGCCAAAGACAUCAUGGAGGAAAUCUUUAACAAAUUCCAGCCAGGAGUCCUGCCUCAUUUUUUUGUGGUGCAAACAUUAGGAAACCUCUCCAACUCAAAUGUCUACGGUGUGGUGCCCUUCCUUGGCGCAGUCCUCACUACCAUGUUACCAAUGCUUGGCAUGGCUAGGCAGGAUAACAUGAAGUGGGUCUUCUCCUCUGCCCUGUUCCACUUUAGCGAGAGCAUCAUGGAGUAUCUCGCCAACCUGGAUAAGGCCCCUGACCCUGCAGUGAGGAAGGACGCCUUCUCCGCAGAGAUCUACGCUGCCUAUGACAUUCUCUUCUGCAACUGGCUCCAGAGCAGAGAGGCCAAGCUCCGGCUGACUGUAGUGGCAGCUCUGGGAGCCAUGAGCCACCUGCUGGCUCUGGAUAAACUGGAGGAGCAGCUUCCAAAGCUCAUUCCCACAAUCCUGUCCUUCUACAAGAAGAACCCGGAGUGUUAUGUGAUCAGCAAGAGCCUGUGUCAGAUUCUGGAUGCUUCUGUGAGCACUGGGAGCCGGGUGCUGGAGUCCCAGAUUGAUGGCCUCCUGCCUGCUCUGCACCAGCAGGUGUGCACACCUGUUGACUACAGAAACCCACCCACUGUGAAAAACCAUAAUGAGGUCCUGAGGUGCUUCAACAUUCUGGCCAACACUUUUCCCAACCGUGUAAUACCGUUCGUCCUUCAGAAACUGGAGAUAAGCAAUGAACGCAAUCGUCUGGGCUCCCUGGCCGUGCUGAAGCACCUCAUUAACACUUCCACUACCAUCAUGGAGACCAAGAAGCUGCUCAUUCUCAACAGUAUCAGGCAGCCGAUGCUCGAUCAUAGCAACAAGGUGAAAAAAAUGGUGGUUCAGGUGAUCAGUGCCAUGGCUCACCAUGGGUAUUUGGAGCUGGAGGGGGGAGAACUGUUGGUGCGGUUCAUCAUCCUGCACUGUGCCCUGCCUGAUACUUACCACCGUGGGGACUGCCCCCCUGACUUGGAGGAGGUGACCGAUGAGGCGCUGCGGAGCAUGUGCGAGAGCACGCUCCACCUCCUCGCCACCACGGUGGGGCACCUGACCGACGUUCUCUGGCCCUCCCUGUUUUGCUACCUGACCCUGGCACAGUACACGGAUGCCACCACACCCCUUUGCCAGACUCUCAUCGUUCUAGCCAAUAAGAAGAAAGCAUUCAUGGAUCCAAGCCUCAUCGUUGACUUCAAUGCGCAAAAAAAUCUCCCCUCACCGUACAUUCUCAUGAUGAGGCUACUGGUCAACGCCUCGCUCCCCUUCCGCGGCCGAGGUCGGGGCGCCCCGUCUCUGAGCCUGCUCAACGUCCUGAGCUCCAGCAUUCACCCCAACCUCGAGUGUAUAUGGCAGUCCGAGAUCCCGCACCUCCUGCACUUCCUGGAGGAAUCCACAGAGGAAACGUUAAACAGACGAGGCUGGGAGGGAAGUCUUCUCCAGCUCUUGUCCAAGUCUUUGGUGGCCAUCUCGUAUGAUAAGUGGAACUGCCAGCUUGCUACCGAAGCGACCCGUUAUCUGUCCACUUACAACAGCUACCUGGAGGAGAAGUGCUUUCUGUAUAAGUGCAUCGGCGUGACCCUGCAGCACUGCGGCAACAAGGAGGUAGUGGCCAGGCAGCUGCAGGAGAUCCUGCUCCGUGCGCAUCAUCAGGACGCCAUAGAACGAGAGGGAGCGGCAAUGGGAAUUGGGCUUUGUGCCAGCAGCCAUCUCGAAGAUACUUUGGCAAAGCUGGAAGCUUUUGGGAAAUCUGAUGUCUUCAAGAAAGCCUCAGGAAUAUUUGGUCUGCUUAAAGACAAGAGUGACAUGGACAUUGAGAAGGUGAAGAGCACGCUGAUCUUGUGCUAUGGGUAUGUGGCCCUCCAUGCCCCAGAGGACCAAAUCCUGGGCAAGAUUGACUCAGAGAUCUUACGGAACAUCAGCAAGCACUUCAACACUAAGGUUCUGGGAGUAAAAGUUGAGACCAAGGACCUGACGAUGAAGCUCAGCUUGAUCCAGAGUGUGGGCCUCAUUGCCCAGGCCGUCUGUGCCUGCGUGCGCCGGCAAGGCUACCUGUUCUCACGCAAGCUGGAGCUCAUGGGUGUAAUGAUGGACUUUAUUAAGGCAGAACCAGCCGAUGUCAUGAGGAAUCCAGUUCGCCAUCUUGCUAUGACUACAUGUGCCAACCUAUUCUCCCUGGACCCUGCUCUGACAGAGAAGGAAAAGGCUGACAUGUUGCACACCUGUCUAAACAGCGUGUUUGGGCUGCCCCCGGUGGAGGAGCCAGACCAGGGCAAGGAGGAAGAGGUGCUGGACCCGCGGCAGAGGGAGGCUCUGUAUGCAGACACGUUCAGUGCUCUUGAGGAUCUCCUUAAGACUGUCCUGGUGCGAGACGUGACUCCAGAUGGACUUCAGAGUGUGUUCAAGCAUGUUGAGGUUUGGUUGAGCUCAGCGCUGGACCAUGAACGGGAGCGAGCAAUGAAGACCACAGCUGAGCUGCUGGAUUUCUACCUGAACAACGUCAGUGUCAAAAAGAUAGGAACAUUCCACAAUCUGGGCUCUCUGCUGGGACGCUUUGUUCCUCGGUGCACAGACCCCAACCCUAUCAUGAGGGUUGCGGCCGUACAGGCCAUCCACACGCUACUGUGCAUACAGCUGACCUAUGAAGGUUUUUCCUCAGACCACAGAGAGGAAGCUGUGGAGAGCCUUCCCAGCCUGUAUGAGAAGCUGAACAUCUCUGACCCAGCGGCCCUGUACAGAGCCUGCUCUGAGCUGACCAAGAUAAUCAGCAAGCGUGUCCCUGAGCCACAGCUCCCCGCUCUCAUCUUCACGCUGCUGGAGGGGCUCGUGGACCCCCAGCCAAACUGCGCCUGCUCCUGCAGCAUGGUCCUCCACAGCCUGCUCAGAGACCGAGGGCCCAGCCUGCUGGACCUGGUCCCACAGGUGGUGGAGGCUCUGCGGGCUCGCAUGCAGGCGGUCUCAGAUGAGCAAGUGAAGGCAGUGGUGUCCCAGUCUGUCCUAGUCCUCGCUGCCCAGCACCUGCACACUGUCGUUGACUCCCUUAUCUGCUCCCCCUUGCCCUUUGACAGCUGGAGCUGUGAGAUGUGGCACUCUCUGGGGGGUGACAGCACUCUGGCCUUUCAGAUCAUGGAGAUAAUCCUGGAGAAGCUCAACAUUUUGGUCCCCUACGUGGACAAAAGGGAGUCCAUCUUGAGGUCCAGCGCAGUCAAAGUGGCCACCUGUGACCCGUUAGCUAUGACCUGUGCUCUGCGUGAGAUGCUGAUGAACUCUCAGACGCAGGAGGUGGUGGCGGCCCUGUUCCCCCGGCUCUUUGGGGCUCUCCUGGUGCGCCUGGGCUCCAGCGUUGGGGUGCAGCCCCCAAGAGAGGCAAGCAGCGGUGGGAGCCCAGAGAGGAGGGUGCCUGGCAAGCUCCCCAGCGCUUCCUACGUAAGCGGGGUGGCGGUGGAGGCCCUGCGUGCUCUGCUGGCCCGUGCCCAUCUGGAUGAGCUGAUGGAGCCCCUGGCUCUGGAGGGGGCCUGGGACAAGAUGAAGGAUCUGCAUCGACACGUUGAUGGAGUCACUCUGCUGGCCAGGGCCAUGGCGAAGCACGCGAGUCCCCGCCUCCCAGCCAUCGUGGAUGGCCUCUGCCCUAACCUCAGCAACAUCUACGACUGCCAGAGGGCCACGGUGACAGCAUUCUUCUCUGAGCUGCUGAACCAUCACGUGGUGACAGAGCUGCGCCUGACGGAUGCGCUGAUGGGCAGCAUGAUGGAGCGCCUGGCCGACCCCUGCGGCGCCAUCAGAAUGCUGGCUAUCAGGGGCCUGGGGAACAUUGCCACUGGCUCCCCUGAAAAGGUGAACAAGCACGCCAAGGAACUUCUGGCCGCCAUGAGCUCGGGGAUGGAAGACAGGGAUGAUCCAGGCAAGCGCAUCGCCCUGGAGGCCAUGUCUGGCCUCUCCAAAGUCCUGCCACGCCUGGACAAGAAGAAUGUUCAGCUGCUCGCGGUCUACAUCUUCAUGAAGAUCAAGCCCUUUCUGGAGAACGAGAGUGACACGAUCCGCUACGCCUCUGUUGUACUCCUGGGAAACCUUUCCAGGUUUGGAUCGGGAGAGCCUGUCUUCAGGGACCAGGUCCACAAUGUGCUGGUCAGCCUACUCCUGCACCUCAGCGACCCCAGUCCGCAGGUGGUCAAGGCGUGCAAGUUUGCCAUGCGAGUGUGCGCGCCAGUGCUGGGCUCAGAUCACGUCACCGCCAUGUUCCAUAAGCAUCUGCAUGAGGACAGAGGACUGCACUACGGCGAGUUCCUCAAUGAACUCAUCAAGUACAUCAUUAAGGACUUCCCCGGGAUGCUGAACUUCUACCACACCACUGUCAUUCAGUUCUUCAAAAGUGCCUGGGCUGAGGUCCGAGCCAGUGCCGCCAUGUUUAUUGGGUUUCUCUUGGUAAAUCUUCCAGAACAAUACCUGUCUCAGAUGAACAUGAGGUGUGUGAUAAAGGGUCUGGUCCAGCUGCUUCAAGAUCCUGAACCACUGGUCCGUGCUAAAGCAGCUGAGGCCAUGGGAUAUUUCCAUCAGUUUUGA
Megalops cyprinoides (Indo-Pacific tarpon) is the source of this 4944-nucleotide messenger RNA. RefSeq names its product maestro heat-like repeat-containing protein family member 1. Gene Ontology annotation, cellular component: cytoplasm. The coding region runs from base 1 to 4944 and encodes 1647 amino acids. NCBI's taxonomy places the organism in Eukaryota, Metazoa, Chordata, Actinopteri, Elopiformes, Megalopidae. Gene Ontology annotation, molecular function: protein binding. The transcript is spliced from 42 exons. The record is from RefSeq and is a predicted model, not a curated record.